UUACUUGUGAAGUUUGUUAGAUAACAGGAGGUUCAACGGUCUUUUGUCAACCAAAAGAGUUUUUGUCUACAACCCGUCGCACGGGAAACGUGAGUGAGAGCGUGUGAGUAGCAGAGCGAGAAAAUCGACGGAGACUGUGAGAGAGUGGGAAAAACGGAAAAACAGACAGCCAAGAGCGAUUGAAUACUGAAAUAGCACUUUAGUAUCGAACAUGCAAAGCAAGAGGAUAUUGUCAGUGCUAUCGCUAAGGCCAAUUCGUCGUAGCAAGGCAGAGGAAGAGCAAAUGUUUUUCUUGAAUUGAAUGGGUAACAGAAAAACCGUCGCAUAGUUAGUGGAUAUCCUGUGGAAGAAUUGUUGCAAAGUAGCAACGCAGUCACAAGUCGAGGGAUUGUGCAGCUAAGUGAUUUAGUAGUAGCAACGGCAUCAGUAAAGGUUCCAUCCAUCAAUCGCACUCAAUGGCGAAGGGAGCUAGGAAGAAAACGAAAUGGGUAUCCCUUUCGUUAGCUAGUGCCACCUCCACCGUUCCUCCAGCCGAACACGAUGCCGCUUCCAAAUUAUCUCGAGGGACCAAAAAAGCAAUCCUCGAGGAUGUUAAUGGGGUAAACGUAGAUAAGGCUUCGUGUCCAGAAAAUAUUGAUUCUAAAGAUGUUUCCACUUUGCACUCAUCCGAUCGGAGAUCAUCAUGGAAUAAUACCAACGGUUAUGCCCGGCAGCAAACCACAGAGGGAAGCAUCGGUCAACCAUACUCGAAUGGCUAUCAUAGCCAUCCUUCAAGAAACUACUCGUCUCAGUUUAAAAGUCAUUACAAUAGAAAUAGUUAUUAUCAUAAUGGUAGCAGUAGGAAACCUCAUUACAAUAGCUAUAAUGGCAACGGCAGUUAUAGGAAUAACUCCAACGAUCAAUAUACUGCCGAAGUCAAAAACGAGCAAAAUGGCGCUGUGAUCAUUAACGAAGACGAAUAUACGAAAAUUACCACUCCACGACAGGAUGUCCUGUUUAAAAAGGGCUAUUUAUCCAGGCCGAAAAAGCACACAACGUCAUCAACGAAUGGGAAUGAUAAUGGAGCCGCAACGGGAAGCAGCUCCGUGAAUGGUACAACGGAUGGAAGUGAUGUCGCCACCGCAAGUGGUUCGGUUUCUACCGCUGAAUCGGUCACAUCCGAUUCAGCGUAUCUAACCGAUGGCCACUUGCUGGAUUAUCCCGCACCUUUGCCAUACUUUGGCUACAUAGAUCAGAGCGGAGUUCUUGUCAUGAAUGGCUUUGCUGUUGAUAAUAGCGGAUUCCCCUACAUGAACGGCGGUCAGACUUACAUAUAUCCUACAAAUUAUCACUGCCAGUCUUCGUUCAAUGAGGACGUGGAUGGAGGAGAACUUGCUGCAUCGGACGACGACAAGAAUCAAUCAAAUGAUACAUUCGAUGAUGUCGAGGUGGUAGAAGCUGUACCUGUUACUUUGCAAGAGAACGCCGAAGUUUGUUUGCUGAAUCAAACACGGCUCAACAGUAUUUCGGAGGAAAAUGGUCAGGAUGUGGUGAACGGUGAAGUAGACAUAGCAGAUCUGAAUCAACAAGUGCCACAGCAACCGAUACUGUCACCUUUUGCAAACAGCUUCGAUUAUGCUCAAUUUUAUAAUGCUUUCUACUAUCCUGGCUGUAUGGUGGCUCCAUUCCCGGUGGUGGGAAAUGAAAUGUACUGCGAUCAAUUUGGCGGAAUGAGUGAAGAGGAACACGCAAGGCAACAGAGCUUCAGGAAACGGAAGAAACGAUACAGAAACUGGGAUGAGUAUCCAGCUGAGUUCUUCCCAGAUGGAACGAUUGACACAAUGUAUCAGUAUCCUAAUGUCUUAUGUAUCCCGGAAACUGAAGUAACCGAUUCCACUGAAGUGCCUGUCGAUGGUAUUAUUUCCAACCCCACCUCAACUGAUCAGGCAGUUCCGACGCAGCCAUCGACGACCGCAGAGAAUACUGACAUCGCCGGCCAUAAUUCUACCAACGAGCUUCCUUCUAGUCAACAAUCAGACAUCAAUUCCGCUUCGCUACGUCCGUCAAAAUCACUAAAUGCACCUAAACUCGCAGAACGAUCUCAGCAUCUAAAUACGGUUUCCAAAGCACCAGGUAGGCAGAGAUCUCACGCUCAGAAAAAUCGUAAGAAGGAUCUAAUCGAAUCUACUCGUGCCUUCGCCGAGCAAAACAUAGAUCUUACGAGACCCGCAAGCUUACUGAGGCCUCCGGACGUUCAGCAAAGUGAGUCGAGUGAAUGGCGUACUGUUCGCAAUGGAAAAGAGGUUACAAUAGAAGAAGACCGAGAACUGCGUUCUGUCGGCACUAAGAAUCUAUCCAACGUGGUUUUGGAAUCGCCUUCAAAUGUUAAAUUGUUCUAUGAUGAAUGUAAGCAAGAGCCAUCAGUGGCUAGUUGUGAUUCUACGACUGCAGUUUCAGAGGAAACUAAACGUCCUAAAAAAGAAACUAUUGGGAGAAAGGGGAAAAAGACUGCAAAAGGAAAAGGGAAGAAGUCGAAGAAAAUUGGCCUUUCACAGAAAGGCUUCGAACUGAUCGAACCAGAGUUCCCUGUUUCCGAGAUAUCCAACGAGAGUGAGCUUGUAGAGUCAACGGAUGCUGCUGAUGAAGCUGUACCACCAAACGAAAAUGCGGUUAAAGAAGAUGUUGGUGACAGCGAACAUGAAAUCAUAGAAGCUGAGCAAGAAGGGGUGCUCUCAUCAAUCUCAAAUGAACAAGUUACAGCUGGUUGUGCGCUGAAUUUAGAAAACGAUGAGGAUUACGAUGUAGAAUGUCUUGAGGAAGAUUUGAGAGAUAUUCAAUUUUCUGAUUUACAAAUCGAGACUGUUGAUCAUGUUGCAAAUCAACAAGAAAAAGUGAUCGAUGCCAUUGGCAAACAAUGUGAAACCCUGAAUAUUCCGGAUGAUUCAAUCGUGCAAGUAAUAAGUCAAAAUAAUCCGGAACACAUUGAUACGACUAAGAAAGAUGAACCGCAUGAGGUGCCUUCAGAGUUGAUUGAAGAAUCUAAACUAUCAAGUUUGACAGCGACGUGCAUCCAAGCAUGUGCAGAAGAUAUGGAUAUAAUAGAAAAUAAAUUGACGGAAAAUUGCAACCUUCCAUUUAAUCCCACUGAACUUUCAUCGCCAGACAAGACGGUGCAAUAUGAGCAUGAAGAUGAUGAUGAUCAGCAAAAAUGUAAGCAUUUCUCCAAUGAUGAAUAUUUUGAAAAUUUUGAUUCUGGUGUUCAGAGCCCAGCAGCGUUCACAAGCUCCAGCAGUGAUAGCAAAGAACGCAAAUCGUCAACAAGUUCCUUCGGCAGUCAAGAAAUACAACUGACCGAAGCCGUUACAAAGUGGCUCUCGGAAACGUUGAGCAAUAAACGCUUGGAAGAAUUGUUUGUACUCCCGGAAGAUCCGAUCCUACUGCACCGAAUUCAUCAAUUCAAUUUCCUGAACUUUGACGAUUCCCUCGUUUUAUCUUCGGAUACCUACAGCAGCAGCAGUUGUGAUGAAGCCGAAGAUAGCGUGGACAGCGACUAUAUGAGCGAUGUACAGGCGAAAAACCAGGAAGUCAACGGUCUCGAUGGACAGCAAAAGACAGAACCCAAGAAAGACCAGCUUGCUAAGCAGACUGCGAAUGGCCACUGUCUGGCGAAUGGAGGUGGCCAUUCUAAUCAUAAGCAAAAACGCUGUAUUAUUAUGUAAUGCCUUAUGCACCUAAAUCAUUUGUUAUGAAAAAAGAAAAACCGCGCAAAAAUAAAACAAAUAUGAAAGCAUCCUACUGAAAAAUAACACAUCCUAAACAUACGUCAUAAGUCUGCUUAAGUUCUCGUUUUCUGUUUGUAUUCGUUCGUUUUGCAUUAUUUGAACUUAAAUAUAAUGAAAUAAACCGAAAUUAAGAAUCAUGAA
Molecule: messenger RNA, 3902 nt
Organism: Ochlerotatus camptorhynchus
Lineage: Eukaryota; Metazoa; Arthropoda; Insecta; Diptera; Culicidae
Exons: 8
Coding region: 456-3698 (1080 amino acids)
Source: RefSeq, a predicted model, not a curated record